Moesziomyces antarcticus is the source of this 2520-nucleotide messenger RNA. Its product is annotated as NUC153 and WD40 repeat-containing nucleolar rRNA processing-related protein. The record is from RefSeq and is a predicted model, not a curated record. Bases 1 to 2520 code for a protein of 839 amino acids. Gene Ontology annotation, molecular function: protein binding. Gene Ontology annotation, biological process: maturation of SSU-rRNA from tricistronic rRNA transcript (SSU-rRNA, 5.8S rRNA, LSU-rRNA). Gene Ontology annotation, cellular component: nucleolus; 90S preribosome; small-subunit processome. The transcript is spliced from 2 exons. Lineage: Eukaryota; Fungi; Basidiomycota; Ustilaginomycetes; Ustilaginales; Ustilaginaceae.
AUGCCGGCAGCAGUAGAGCCUGCUCGUGUCUACACAGUCUCGGGCGGUGGUGCUGCCUCUGCAGGCGCAGCAGGUACCUCCUUCAACUCGUCCUCGCUCCCAGACCUCCUGCGCAGGUCCGGCUCGUCCAACAAGCGCAAGAAACGCAAGACCGCUCUCAAGGACGAAGAGAUCCUCUCCCGCAUCGAGCUCAUCCAGGACUUUGAGUUUCCAGAAGCCAGCAACCGCAUCGCGGCCACACGCGAUGGUCAGUCCAUCGUCGCCACAGGCACCUACAAGCCUCAGAUCAGGGUGUGGGACUGCGAGCAGCUCAGUCUCAAGUUCGAGCGCCACACAGACGCCGAGAACGUCGACUUUUUGAUGCUCUCCGACGACUGGACAAAGUCGCUUCAUCUUCAAACCGACCGAACCGUCCAGCUCCAGGCACAAGGCGGCGCGCAUGCUCGCGUCCGCAUCCCCAAGUUUGGCCGCGCUCUCGGCUACCACUUCCCCUCGGCUGAUGCCGUCGUAGCCGCCGCAGGACGAGAGGUCUACCGCCUCAAUCUCGAUCAGGGCCGCUUCCUCGCGCCAUUUGUGCUCGGCGGCGGAGACCUCGGCGAGCCCGCCGGAUGCAAUGCCAUCGACGUCAACCCAGCGCACGGUCUCCUCUGCUUCGGCACAGAAGGCACCGGCGUCGUCGAGAUGUGGGAUUCGCGCAUGCGCAAGCGCGCAGGCGUCCUCAGUGUCGCCACCGAAACCGUGCUCGAUGCAGCGCUGCUCGUCGCGCGCCGAAACUUGCCCGGCGUGCUGGACGAUGCGGACGACAUGUCGGCAACCAAGGAGGCGCUCGCCUCGCUCUCCGUCACGGCACUCGCAGGCGCAGAAGACGGCCUCAACCUCGCCGUCGGCACCAACACCGGCCAUGUGCUGCUGUACGACUUGCGCAUGGAUCGUCCAUACCAGACCAAGGACCAAGGAUUCGGUCUCCCCAUCAAGAAGCUCAUGUGGCCUGGCGACAAGGCCGCCGCCAACACCGGGGGCUCCGGACCAAGAACACGCUCCGAGGCGGAGGGCAAGGUGCUCAGUGCCGAUGCCAAGGUCAUCAAGAUCUGGGACAAGGACUCGGGCGACAACCUCGUUUCCGUCACCCCGCCCUCGGCGGCAACCGACAUCAACGAUGUGGCGCAUUACCCAGGCACCGGUCUGCUGAUGGCCGCAGUCGAGGGCACCCAGAUGGCCGCAUGGUACGUGCCUGCUCUCGGUCCCGCGCCACGCUGGUGCUCCUACAUCGACACUCUUACCGACGAGAUGGACAGCGUCGACACGGGCGGCGCCGGCGCCGGCAAGGGUGUCUACGAGGACUUCAAGUUCGUCGACCGCGCCGAGCUCGAGCGCCUCAGCAUGUCGCACCUCAUCGGCACCCAGCUGCUGCGCCCCUACAUGCACGGCUACUUUGUGUCUCUCGCGCUGUACGAGCGCGCCCGCCUGCUCAACAACCCCACAGCGUACGCCGACGCCCGCGAACGCGCCAUCAAGGCCAAGCUCGAGAACCAGGCCGAGUCGCGCAUCCGCGCCAUCAAGAAUCCCAAGCUCGAUGCCGGCGUGCGCGUCAACAAGGAGCUUGCCGAAAAGGUCGCACGCGACGCCCAGGCUGCGGCCAAGAAGCAGGCCAAGCGCGAUGCCAAGGCUGCUGCCGCGGCCGCAGAGGGCGACGCAGAGACUCCCGAGGUCGAUGGCGAGGCGGCAAAGAGCUCGGACAAACCGGGCGCGGCCAAUCUGCUGUCCGACUCGCGUUUUACGCAGCUGUUCCAGGACCCCGACUUCCAGAUCGACACAUCCAGCCGAGAGUUUGCCAUGCUCAAUCCGUCGACUGCGCUCAAGACGGCGCGCGAUGGACCGCGCAAGCUCACUGCGGUCGAGGACGAGGAGAACGAGAGCGACCGCGAGUCGGUCGAUCCCGACAUGGAGUCCGACGCGUCUUCCUCGGACGACGACGACAACGACGAGCAGGGUGGUGAUUCGGGCGACUCGUCCGACGAAGGCGAUCUUGGUCAGUAUGACCCGCGUGCACGAGACGCAUCGGGCAAGCGACCCAAGAACCUCAACCAGGCGCCCGACGUGCGCGCGCGCCAGAGGGGCGCUCGCACAGGUGCGCGUCUGGUCGACGACGACGACGGCGGAUCCGGGCGUGCAGGCGGCAAGAAGCGCAGCUUCGAAGAGAGGCUCAAGGCGUCCGGCCCUCGUCAGGCUCGCCGCCCACGUGCGGCCGACUUUAUGGACGAUGGACAGGCGCCCGUCGGUGCAAGGGAAUUCACAUGGACACCCUCAUCGGGACGCAAAGACCCCGAAGAGAGAAAGAAGUCUGGCGGCGCCAAGAAGUCGGCGGGAGAAGAGACGUUCGGGUUUGGCCUCAGCAAGGGCGCCGGUGCCUCCGAGGGCAAGGGCGUCGAGGCGCUUUCGGACGAGGCCAGGUUCGGUCGCCAGAAGCGAAGACACCCCAACCGCUCGGCUUCCAAGAACGUCAUCAUGCGCAGGACAUAG